Messenger RNA from Guyanagaster necrorhizus, 873 nucleotides. RefSeq lists its product as uncharacterized. Lineage: Eukaryota; Fungi; Basidiomycota; Agaricomycetes; Agaricales; Physalacriaceae. The record is from RefSeq and is a predicted model, not a curated record. Bases 1 to 873 code for a protein of 290 amino acids. The transcript is spliced from 3 exons.
AUGGCUCCGCACCCCGUCAAGACCAGAAAGUUGUGUAUGAACAUAAAUGCGCGGAUUUCCACGAAUCGAUCUUUGCCUUUCGAAUUGCAGCACGUGAAAGGAGAUUAUGAUUCCUAUUAUUACUUUCCAGAUCCAGGUCUGAUUACUUUUGCUAACGCGGAGAGGCAGAAGAUCUACUUGCGACAACUCAAUCAUGUUUUGGAUUCCCUUAUAUAUCGCGCAUCAUCGGUCAACUCUGAUGCACUCCCAGUACAUCCCCAGAAGUGGCGCAAUCUUUUGGAGGCGGAAGAUUUACUCAGCUCCUGCCUACGAGCUCGGACCGUCGCUAUAAAUUUGAUCCCACCAACUCCACAGAACGAUGAGCCAUUUGAUUGUCGGCGGGGUCGGGAACUGGUAUGGCACCUUUCCGAGCUUAACUUCCGUGGACAGCUCUUAGUGCUUGACAGGCGACAUGCUCAAGCACCGCUUCUAAAAGGCGAUGAAGACAUCACUGCCAUGACCACUAGUUUUCGGAUGGAGCGUGAGCAAGCGGUCCUCAGAGUCUUUCCAGAACAAUCGCUGACAUUCAUAGAUGUUACUGUUGUUAGUGAGGGAUUGUCCUCCCAUGAUUGGGAGGUACGCUCAAUUCAUCUUGAAGCACUGCAGGAUGUCAUGCAAAAGUGGAAUGUACCCUUGCCAGGAAGUUGUUUUGGACUUCUGGUUGGAACCGAAUGGAAUGAAGUAGGAUGCAAGAAGAUUCUAGCUGCCCAUUAUGCACAAACUUUCUAUGCAUCCGAACUGGAUCCACCACCUGUCCUGUUCUCGCCUUAUCUUACAUUAGAUGAGCUACAGCAUCAGGAAAGCGAGGCUUAUUAUCCAGACGGAGGAUUGUGA